Wallemia mellicola CBS 633.66 is the source of this 1121-nucleotide messenger RNA. RefSeq lists its product as hypothetical. Bases 40 to 861 code for a protein of 273 amino acids. The record is from RefSeq and is a predicted model, not a curated record. NCBI's taxonomy places the organism in Eukaryota, Fungi, Basidiomycota, Wallemiomycetes, Wallemiales, Wallemiaceae. The transcript is spliced from 4 exons.
AUCAUCAACAAAAAAAAGAUUAAUUCGUCAAUUAAUUAAAUGUCACCAAGCCAAAAGAGCACGGAUGUCCAAUGUGGGGAACUCGACAGACUCCGCAACGGCGUGUUAGGACUAGACGAUCUGAAAUCACUCAGUAAGAGAUCCAAGCAUAGCUAUGGUCAAAUCCCAGUCAAGGAUCUGCGUAAAUUCAAGAACAACAAGGGUUUAAUUAAGGAUACAGAGGAAUUUUUAGUCCUCUACAAGUUCCAUGGACCACCUUCAGAUGAUUUUGAGGUCUUCUCCCUCGACGAUUUCAAUAAAGUGCCAUAUGUACGCGGCAAGGAUAUACCAGCAGACCAAUGUGCACUUGCAUACCUCCCUAUCAAGGUUAUUCUACCAGCUGGUGUCACUCCUACGCGUGAAAUCAUUACAUUUUUCCAGGAGAACGAGUACAUCCAGCUCUUGCAAGCACAUUUGGCUUAUCAUUGCAUACUCUACUUUGAAACCACAAAGGUUGGCUGGUGUAGAGCUGGUGACUGGUUCUGCAACAUCUGUAAAAUGAUGAGCUGGGCAAAAAGGACAUACUGUCACCAUACAAAUUUACACAAGGAUGACACCCCAAUGGUGUUCGUGAAGAAGGAUAUUGCGAUUUGUAUGCCAGAGGUUGAGACCGGCCUUGCUAUGGGUAACCGCGUCUUCGCGCUCUCUGGAUCUUACUUAGGAAUGGAGGCAAGGCAGGGGCCAAGAACAAGAAACAAAGUCAACGCAAUUCGCGCCAUGGUGGCGGCUCUAGUCGUAGCUCUGAUAGUAGCACUUCAACCGCUCCAGCUAUUGUCAGCCCUCCAGAAGUUACACAGCCGCAACCACAGAAACCUCAAUUGAGUAUCACAACUUUUAUGAGCCAAUCACCAUCGCUCAACAGUAUCAGCAACUCAACUAGCAAACCAAGCACUACAUUCGAAAGAGCAUCAAAUGUAGGCGUCAUAGGCACGAGACCACGACAAAAAUCGGAUCCUGCCAGCAACAUAUUUAAUACUCCGCAAGUUUAUAAACAAUCAGUUGUAAAGGCCACACCCUUGAAACAUAGUGCAAACCUUCCAAACAGGUCACCAGCAUUCAACUAUGCUAGUGUCGCACAUUAC